CCUGGAUGUAGGCAAGCAGGCGUGCACACACACCGGCAGCUCCCGUCUCACUCUCUGCACCGUUAUCCCUCCGCGCUCUCCUUUAAGCUAGUGGAUUUGAGCCAGCUGCUGCGUAAAAACACAGCCAAAAUGUCUGACAAGCCUGAUAUGACUGAGAUUUCUCGUUUUGACAAGACAAAGCUUAAGAAGACCGAGACAAAAGAAAAAAACCCUCUACCCACCAAAGAGACGAUUGAGCAAGAGAGGAAAGGAGAUGCCACACCUUGACUGAUAAGCACAUGAAGAAAAGAAGCUGGGAUGCCACAGCAAAAUGCACUUUGUUUUUCAUUAUCACAGUAUUCCCAUCUCCUACUUUUGUCGUCAGAUAAAGGGUGCUCCUGAGCUGAGAAGGGUUACAUCCUCAUAUGGAUGGGAGGGGGUCGCUUUAUCACGUGAGAGCAGAAGAGUUAGUCUGGUUCCCUGUCUCCAACAUUGCCAAACUGGGAAGAGUGGUGCUGUGAUGUAGCAUCACGAGGCAGGCAACCAAACUAUGGGGGGAUAAGGGUGG
Molecule: messenger RNA, 547 nt
Organism: Doryrhamphus excisus (bluestripe pipefish)
Lineage: Eukaryota; Metazoa; Chordata; Actinopteri; Syngnathiformes; Syngnathidae
Gene: tmsb2
Product: thymosin beta 2
Biological process (GO): actin filament organization; regulation of cell migration
Cellular component (GO): cytoplasm
Molecular function (GO): actin monomer binding
Source: RefSeq, a predicted model, not a curated record